AUGCAUUUGGCAGCGUACGCCGGUCAGCCGCGCAUGUUGGACCUGCUCGAGCAGCAUGGUGCAAUCAGGGAUUGCCGAUAUCACGUGCAGGCGGGCGAUGGUCUCCAAGUGCAAGGUAUGACGGCCGCAGCGCGCGAGGCUUACGCCGCCGCUCUCCGGCUCCCGUCCGCGUGUGAGGAUGCCCGCUCGCGCCUGGUGCGACUAGAAGAGAGCGACGCAAUCGCCAGCCCCGGAGCAAGGAGGCAAGAUGCUGCGCAAACGGUGGCGCGAUUGGCGAAGUGGGGCGCGGACAAGCUGAGUGUCGAUACUUCGUCUCCGGGUUGGGUGCAACAUGCCGUCGAGUUGUGGCAAGGGCAGGGAGUCGUGGCCUUUCCUUCUAUGCUAAACGCCUCGAUGGUGCGCGCCUUGCGUGACCGUGCGCGUGCCGCGCUGCUCGAUGGCUCGAGGCGCAACUACGCUGCUGGAUACCGAGCAGCUGGCGACAAGGGCUCGCUUCGUCAGUGGGUUUACCUGGCGGUCGAUGAGUCCCACGGAGUAUUGCAGUCUGUUGCGCAGGUGCUUUCACCAUUCUUGGCAGACGCGCUGCAGAGCUCGCGACAGCUGGUGGGGGAGCUCGCUGUGCUGCGCACACGGGCGGGUAGUGUCGCGCAGGAUUGGCACGUUGACACGUUCUUUGCUGACAAGCGGGUCGCUGCGGUGCAGAUCUCACUCACGGACACGGAAGCCGCGCAGGGCGCUCUGGAGGUGUUGCCCGCGGAUGCCAGUGGGCCGAAUGUGAAGCUGCCGUUGCCUGAAGGGUCAGUGACGCUCUAUCGUCUUGACUAUUGGCAUCGUGGGGGAGGGCACACGCUGUCAGGGAGGGAGGACCGCAUCGUGCUGACGUCGGUUCUGGUGGGAGAACAUGGCUUUGUGCCGUGCGAAAACGAUAUCAACAUGCUGCCAGAGGAUAGAGGACGAUGGUGGAUCAUGGGCGAGCAUGUUGUGGCUGCGUCUGAGGAGGCGUCGUCAACGAGGGAAGGCGCGUCGCCGCCAUAG
This is a messenger RNA of Emiliania huxleyi CCMP1516, 1035 nucleotides long. RefSeq lists its product as hypothetical. The coding region runs from base 1 to 1035 and encodes 344 amino acids. The transcript has a single exon. NCBI's taxonomy places the organism in Eukaryota, Haptophyta, Isochrysidales, Noelaerhabdaceae. The record is from RefSeq and is a predicted model, not a curated record.